Camelina sativa (false flax) is the source of this 884-nucleotide messenger RNA. RefSeq names its product cysteine-rich repeat secretory protein 18-like. NCBI's taxonomy places the organism in Eukaryota, Viridiplantae, Streptophyta, Magnoliopsida, Brassicales, Brassicaceae. The record is from RefSeq and is a predicted model, not a curated record.
CAGUAAACUAGAAAACACCUCCGUUUGGGGAAAACAUAAUAAUAAAAGUAUCGAAAACAAUGUACUCUUCAUCUUCUCUAUCAAAACGCCUCUUUUUGGUCACUAUUUUGGCCGUGGUAGCCACACAACUGUUCCUUAUGCGCACCGUUUCGUCCUUGAACAUGACCAAUGCGUAUCUGCACCACAAAUGUCUAGUCAGUCAAGGGAAAUACAAGCCGGGAAGUUUGCACGACAUAAACUAUAAUAAGAUCAUCAAAAGCUUGUCGAAUGAUACAUAUGCUUUUCGUACUGGUUACAGCAUGACGGCCUUGGGUGAGCAAUCUGAUUUGGCCUCCGUAACAUUCCAGUGCCGUGGCGACUCUUACGGGAACAAAUGCCGUUCCUGCUUUGCUACCGCCCAAUCUGAGCUUCGUAAGAAAUGUCCGAGAGACAAGGGGGCAAUAAUAUGGUACGAUCAAUGUUUUGUCGAGUUUUCUUCGUUCGAUACUACAGGGCAGAUCAAUUACGAUGAUGGUUUCUGUAUGACGAGCGCGAAGAAUGUGAGCGGCGAUCGGAUUUCUUUUGAGAAGACGUUUUUGGUCCUCGUUGGCGAAAUGACACAAGUAGCCGUCACUAAAAAACAAAAAAUUAUAAAAAAUUACGACAAGCCGGCGAUGUAUGCGGCAGGAGAGAAGAGGCUUGGGAAGAAGAAGCUAUACGUAAUGGUGCAGUGUAUGGUUGACUUAAAUGAAAAGGGUUGUAGGGAGUGUUUGUCACAUAUGGUCGUGCAUUAUCAAGAUUGCUAUAGAGAUAAACAAGGAGCAAGAGUUUUUGGUGGAAGCUGUAGCUUUAGGUUUGAGCUUUACCCUUUUGUUAACCCCAAGACCAGUCCUAAUUAAUCAAAG